Molecule: messenger RNA, 1623 nt
Organism: Oikopleura dioica
Lineage: Eukaryota; Metazoa; Chordata; Appendicularia; Copelata; Oikopleuridae
Source: the annotation of a GenBank genome assembly
AUGGGCAAACGGACAUCCAGGCUGAUAGAGACGAUUAACGCUGUUUCGAGGAAAUCAACGAAUACCGCCGUUCAAAACUCUUCAGAAAAUGAGAACAAGAAAGAGAAGAACGACACGAAGGUCAAGAAAAAGAAGAAAAUGAAUGAGCAAAAAAAGAAGAGCGCUUGCGUCGGACUUCCGAAUAAUGCUUUUAGAAAUGAAAUGGCGACUUUGCUCUAUGCCCAGUUCAACAGCGAGCUCGAGUUCGGAUCUUCAAUACCUGGCACGAAGUGCAGGAUCAAUCCGCCGCCUUAUAACAGGCGAGCGAGCCAUGCUAAUGUUGGAAAGGGAAAACCCGAGAGACCGAAAGUACCGAGAUUUAUGCGAAAAAAUGGCCACUGUAAUAUACGACAAGCGGCACAAGACAAACGCGAGAAAUAUAUGUCCGAUCUCUUCACUACAUUCGUGGAUCUUGACUGGAUGUACAGUAUCGCCUUGUUUAUCGGCUUCUAUGCUAUUAUCUGGGUCAUCUUUUCAUUUCUUUACUGGGUUGUCGCUUUUAUCCGCGGUGAUCUUGCAUACUGGCAAGCGCAGCAAUUGUUCAUGGACAACUUUGUCAAACUAGCAAAAGCGAAUGAAACUGACAAGAUUAACUUUAUGCAAGUAGCGCGAGAUCGAAGAAUCGCUUCGAUUGUUAUGAAUUCUAUGAGUGUUGCUGGCGUCUUCAAUGGAAAAUAUGAAAAAUACAGAAAUAUUCUCAGAAGCUUGAUUUACUAUCCGUCUCAAGCGCACAAGCCUUGCUUCCAACAUGUUCACAGCUAUGCGACCGCUUUUCUAUUUUUCAUCGAAACCGAAACCACUGUCGGUUAUGGAAAACGGGCCAUCACCGACAACUGUCCCGAAGCAAUUCUUCUGCUUGUUUUUCAGUGUCUUCUUGGAACGUUAGUGGAUGCCGUUCUUGUCGGCUGCAUUUUUAUUAAAAUCUCCAAACCAAAAAAUCGAACAGACACACUUAUCUUCUCCGAAAAAGCUGUAAUUGCCCAAAGAGAUGGAAAGUUCGGAUUUAUGUUCAGGGUCGGAAAUCUGAGGAAUUCUCUCAUUGUUCAAUGCAAAAUCAGGGCGAAAUUCGUUAGAUCGCGACAUACUGAAGAAGGCGAGUUCAUUGCUCUUGACCAAACAGACAUAAAUAUUGGAUUCGAUACUGGUGCCGACAAGCUUUUCCUCGUGACGCCAUUGAUUGUUUUUCAUGAAAUCAACGAGAAGAGCCCAUUUUGGGAUCUUUCAGAAGCGGACAUCUAUAACGAGCCUUUUGAAAUAAUUGUCAUUUUGGAAGGGACGGUUGAGAGCACUGGAAUGAUUUGCCAAGCGCGGACAUCGUAUUUAAACAGGGAGAUACAGUGGGGCUAUCGAUUCAUGCCCAUGCUCUUCCUUGAUCGACAUCAUUUCUCGGCGGAUCACUCGAUGUUUCACUCAACCUAUGAAGUGAGGAUGCCAGUCUACUCGGCAAAACAAGUUUUUAAUCAAUCCGGCGAAAAAGAAGGCGACCAGCGUAAGUCAGGAAACCGUAAAACCGGAAGAAUGGCAAUCGGAUGCGAUUCAGCAUCCUGUAAUUCCGGAGCAACCAUCCCAACUCAAGAAAUUUGA